Trematosphaeria pertusa is the source of this 814-nucleotide messenger RNA. RefSeq lists its product as uncharacterized. Bases 97 to 732 code for a protein of 211 amino acids. The record is from RefSeq and is a predicted model, not a curated record. The transcript has 2 exons. NCBI's taxonomy places the organism in Eukaryota, Fungi, Ascomycota, Dothideomycetes, Pleosporales, Trematosphaeriaceae.
CCUCAGCUCCACGCUAGCUUGUUUCGCCAACACCUCCUAUCGUCUGCAUUUAAGCGUCGUGAUCGCAACUUGCAACAUCCUCAUCCUACCAUCAGCAUGGCAUCUACCCUCUCCACGACCACACAACCGCCCGGAAGCCAACCCUUGUGCGAGAGCCUGAAUACCACACUAGAGCUGUGUGAUCUUGCUCGCCAGGUCGCGUUGCAUCUAGAAACUCCGUCAUCCCUCGAAAGGAUAACCAGAGAAGGAGAGGAGGUGUUCAGGAUUAAGUGGAUGAAACAAUUCGAGGAUCUGGCUAAUGAGGUCAUAAAAACUGCAGCGCCUAAAGUGCAAGAGAGAGCCGCAAUUGCUGGAGUAAAGAUAAGAGCGCGGAAGCAGAGAGACGCUACGGGGGGGGUUCUUUUGGUAAACGCAGCUAUGCUCUCGUCGAGACAAGACGAAUACCACAUUCUUCUACCGCUUCCGAUUUCCGAGCAGGCACACAACAGGGUCAUCCACCGUAUCCAGGAACUUCUUCCGACGCUCAAGCCGUAUGCAUAUACGCCGGAGAAUAUAAAGCUUUGCCUUCAGAGUGAAGCGGAUAGGGAGAAAAGGGAAGAGUUAGCGUUCGUGCCGGAUCGCAUCUAUGUCAAUUUCGAGGCUGUCCGCUACGGAACAAGGCCACCGCUGCGGCCAUUCCUCAUGAUACCGGUUUUCAUUGUCCGAGCGACGGAGGAGCAACACGGUGCCUAAGGGAUGUUGGUGCCGAACAUGUGGUUAUAAUACUCCAGUGUUAGUCCGUCCUCCGAGAAGUCGACGUAUGCGGAGGGUAGUU